Diorhabda sublineata is the source of this 7070-nucleotide messenger RNA. Its product is annotated as atlastin. Gene Ontology annotation, molecular function: GTPase activity; GTP binding. Gene Ontology annotation, biological process: endoplasmic reticulum organization; protein homooligomerization. The transcript is spliced from 11 exons. The record is from RefSeq and is a predicted model, not a curated record. Bases 92 to 1756 code for a protein of 554 amino acids. Lineage: Eukaryota; Metazoa; Arthropoda; Insecta; Coleoptera; Chrysomelidae.
GAGUUGUCAUAUUGUCAUUCCAAAAUUGGUUUCAACUUUCAAGAGUCAAUUGGAAUAUUGUAAAUCGUAAUAAAGAAUAAUUACUUUCAUCAUGUCAGAAUUGAAAAAUCGGAAAAGAUUUGAGAAAAAACAACAUUCUACAGAAGAUGAAUUUGAAUAUGAUGAUACAAUGACAAAACCUCAUGCAGUUCCAAUAGUUGUGGCAGAUGAAAAUCAUUCUUUCAAAUUAGAUGAGGAGGCCCUUAAGAAAGUUUUGAUGAAAGAAGACUUGAAGGAUAGAUUUGUGGUUGUAAUAUCAGUAGCUGGUGCUUUUCGUCAUGGCAAAUCCUUUUUGCUGGACUUCUUCUUAAGAUACAUGAAUGCUAAGUAUGUCUUGAAACAAAAUACAUCAGAAUGGAUUGGUUCAGAAGAUGCUCCUUUAGAAGGUUUUUCUUGGAAAGGAGGCUCAGAAAGGGAUACUACUGGAAUUCUAAUGUGGUCUGAUGUCCACACCACAGAACUCAGCACUGGAGAAAAGAUAGCUGUUAUAUUACUAGAUACACAAGGAACAUGGGAUAGCAAAAGUACAGUUAAAGAAUGUGCUACAAUAUUUGCUUUAAGUACAAUGCUGAGCUCAGUGCAAAUUUAUAACUUAUCAAGUAACAUACAAGAAGAUGAUUUACAACAUCUGCAGCUAUUCACUGAAUAUGGAAGAUUGGCGCUGGCAGAUUCUGGAACUACACCUUUCCAGAGAUUACAAUUUCUAGUCAGGGAUUGGCGCUUCCCAUAUGAAGCUCCUUAUGGUGCUGUAGGUGGUCAACAAAUUUUACAAAAACGUUUAGAAGUGAAUGAACAUCAACACAGUGAAUUACAAUCUUUAAGAAGACACAUUAGCUCUUGCUUUACUGAAAUUGCUUGUUUCUUGAUGCCACAUCCAGGCAUUAAAGUUGCAACAAGUCCAACUUUUGAUGGUCGACUCACAGAAAUUGAUAGUGAAUUCAAGGACAAUUUGAAAGUGCUUGUACCAAUGCUGUUAGCUCCAGAAAAUUUAGUACUCAAAAAAAUUAACGGAGAUAAAGUUAAAGUCAGAGAUUUUGUACAAUAUUUCAAAUCCUAUAUGCAGAUAUAUGAAGGAAAUGAAUUACCAGAACCAAAAUCUAUGCUUGUGGCCACUGCAGAAGCAAAUAAUUUAGCAGCUGUUGCUGAUGCGAAAGAAGCUUAUGUUAACAUGAUGGAGGAGGUCUGUGGAGGAACUAAACCCUACCUUAAAACAGAAUUAAUUGAAAGUGAACAUCAAAGAGUUAAAGACAAAGCAAUACAACAAUUCAAUGCCAAGAAGAAAAUGGGGGGUGAAGAAUUUAGUUUGACUUAUAAGGAUCAACUAGAAAAGGAUAUUGAAGAGACAUUUACUCAGUUCAAAGCUCACAAUGAAAGCAAAAAUAUCUUUAAGUCAGCCAGAACCCCUGCCGUAUUUUUUGCAUUAGCUGUUAUGUGCUAUAUCCUGUCUGGUAUAUUUGGAUUCAUUGGAAUCUAUUCAAUUGCUAAUCUUUGUAAUAUGUUGAUGGCGGUGGCAUUCCUUACAUUAGGUACAUGGGCUUAUGUGAGAUACAGUGGUGAAAUGAGGGAAAUUGGAUCAUACAUAGACGAAACAGCAAACUUUAUUUGGGAAAACCAUGCCUAUUUCAAAAAACGAAAACUAAGAAAACAGCUGGUUGAAGACCGUCAUCCAAGGUUACCUAGAAAACGGUAUGCAACAGGUGGCUGCAGAAGUAGCUGAACGAACAUUAAGGAACGCCACACAAGUAGCAGCGAAUGGUGGUAAAAAAGAUGCAUGAUUAGUAUGUUUUAUUUAUAUGCGUGAGUUAUUCAAAAUUCCCAAUGCUACUGCUAUGUUACAUAUAUCAUCAAAUUUGGGGACAUAAAACUGUACCUAAAUAUUGUGUACAGAUUGGAUUGUUAAAUCUUGCCAUCACUUUUUAUUUCUUUAUUUCACAUGUACAGAUUUGUAGCCUUGUGUGUAUGUAUAUAUGUAACAUUAUUUUAUUUUAUAUAUUUUUACAUCCAUAUUGUAUUGUGAUAUCUUGGCAAUGUUGGUAUUAGAAUAAAUCUUUUUUAUUAUUUAUUAUUUUAUAUGGUAUAAUUAAUUCUUUAAUUUUAAUUUUGGAAAAUCAAUAAAAAAUGGGAAAAAUAAGCAUUUACAUUAGGAAAGGUAUUAGUUCUGGCUCAAUAAUGACAUUGAACAAGAACUUUUUAUGGGAAAAAAUAAUUAAAAUAAAAAAAAUCAUAUCCACAUCCUAUUCAUUGUAAGUAAAGUAAUAAACAUGUCUAAAUCUUUUUCCAAUAAUAAAAUUAUUUUCUUAUAUAUUUUUUCUCUCAUAAUCAUAUUUUUAUAUAUACAUGGUGGUAAUGGUCAAUAAUUAUUGUGUCCUUCACUUGAAACAAGAUAGUUGAUUAGUUUUGUUAUAACUUUAUAUUUUCUUAUACUUAUAUUCUUUUGCAUUUUUUCAUUUAUUUUAUUUUUCAUUAGAUUGUACUUGUGUUAUAUCUGUGAAGAAUUCUUUAUACAUAAAAUCAUUAUUUUAUACAAACUUCAGCCCCUAGAUAAUAUACAAAAUUACCAACCAUGUCUAUUGUCGGCCAUUGUCAUUACAAAAGUCUCACUCUGUUUUCGAUUUUUGUUUUGUUGAUCACAAAUUUAAUUAUUCAAUUAUCAAAAAGUGUACAAAAAUAGAAUGCUCCCUAGUUUUACAUCAAAAUUUUAAAUUCUUUAUUGUUGUAAUAUUAUAAUAUAAAUAAUCAACUGUUAAAUAUUGGAAUAAUAACUGCCAUUAACACUAUUCUUUAUUCCUGUAUAUAUUUAUGUGAAUCUGUAACAUUUUAAUACUUAAAAUCUUGGUCUAAGUAUUUUUAAUAUGAAAAGAAAACUUUUUUAACAUAAAAUAUAGGCUUUUAAUCUGAAAGUUUGAAAAGUAAAUGGCAGCUAUCAACUGAUUAUCAUAUUUCUCUAAAUUAUACUAAAUCAGGAAAGUAGGAUGGUUGUGAACAAUCAUAUACUUUCAUUUUCUUACAAGAACUUUGGGAUCAUUAUUGUAAUAUUUACUUGCUUUUUCUAUAAGAAUUCUUAUCUUCUGGAUUAAUUUACCUCAAGAUAUAGAAUAAGAAAUAAAAUAUAAAAUGACACUAUUUGGAAAUCAUCUAGAAUGUUAACAAUGAUAGAUUAUUGACUAAUGUGGUACAUCAUGAUUUGAAGGAGAAAUGUGAAAACUAUGUAGCAGGCAAAAUCUGUAAAAAACAAAAUAUACAAAAAGAAACUAAAUUGUACAAAACAUUUCACCAAUAAGGUUAUAAUUGAAUAAUUUCAGAAAAGAAAUUUAAAAAAAUGGAAAAACAACUAAAUUGAGAUUAUUAGAGCCGUUGAUAAUGUUUAUACACCUGAUACUUCUACAUCAACACACUAUCUGGUCUUUCGAGCCGGAUAUGAACCAGAGACCUAUGGAAGAUUCGUGUUAAUGUAGGGGUAGUAAACAUUGUGUUCGAUAAGAAGAAAAGGAGGUAGAAGAUUACAUAAAUUUAGUAUAAAUGGAGAGCCUGCCAAUAUUCAAAACCUGAAAAAAAUCAUCCUUUUCUGAUUAAUUUGUUGUCCAGUCCUAGGUUAAGAAUUGUAUUAACGUUUUUAAAUUGUUUUCAUGAUAGACGGAAUUUGAAAUCUUUAUAGCUAUUGACUUUAUUUUAUGUUGAAAAGGUUCAAUUCAUUGUUUAAAAACAGUUUAUGCAUUCAAUGUUCCUCUUGAAAUGGCAUCUAUUAGUAAAAAAUAAAUUAUAGUUGAUUUAGAAGUAAAGAAUAUUAGGAGUUUAUUUUUCUGUGGAUGAAAAAUUUUUACUUUAGCAAAUAGUUUGGUAUAUAGUUUGUAAAUUACUGGUGCCAAUAUUUUUUUAAACAACUAUAGUGACAUGCAAUUAAAUAUACACUAGAGAAUAUUUUGUCUAUAAAAGGUCUCUCAUUUUUUUUAUUGUGUAGAGGUGUCCAUAAUUUUAUUAGGUAGGUAUAUGUGCAGCUUUGUUAUCCCUGCCGUCAUUCAAUUUUGAAGAAUGUAACAGUGGUUUUUAUGGAAAUUCAUAUUUGAUGAAAGUUUGAAUUUAAUUAUUUGGGAACCAUAAUAAAUUAAAUAAUAUAUAAACUUUUUUGGUAAACUAAAUUAUUUGUAUGUUCUUAAAAUUUUCUCUAAUUCAUAGUCUUCCACUUCUGUUGUGUGUUGUUCUAUUAGAUCUUCAUGCUUACCAUCUUGAUUUUGUUAAAGGGUAUUUAUAAGCAAAUAGCUCAGACAAAUUUAUUAAAAUGUUUGAGGCCAAGGGGCUUUUCGACAUACACCAUACACAGGUGCUUAGUAAACUUAUUUGUUUCUUACAAUUAAGCACAUCUUAGAGUUAGCAGUAUUGGAUGAUGACUGAAUCUCUUUUUUAGGUUUCUAAACUUAUUUAUGUAUAAACAAAUUUUCUUGUUUGAAACAUUUUAUCUAUAGGUAUAACUAUAUGUGUCAAUAUGAAAAGAAAUUUUAGCAAAAAUAUUUCAAGAUCACACAAAUCAGCAGGUUAUAAAUUCUUCCAAAAUUGAUACUUGUAAUACCAUUUAUUCAAAGUGAAAUAUUACUUUUGUGCCAGAGAAAAUGGAAUUUCUUUUCAUGUAAUGAUUAUUUCUAAUAUUUUUGAAAUUAUUUAUUUAUUAUAUUUGUUCUUCAUCUAGGCAAGUCUAGUUUUCAGGAUAAAAUACACAAUAACCAAUUUUAAUAUUAUUUUCCUGUCUUUUGAUUUAGACCAUUAUAAUUAAUCGUUAUAAAUUGAACAUUAGAUAUAUUUCAUUAGGGGUUACAUUAGAGUGAAACUUUUCGUCUUAUAUAGAUCGCCUUCUAGCUCCAGAUUUCUAAUGAACUCCAGUAUCUGUGCUGGCUUCAAAGUGGUUACAUUUUUGCUUCUACAUUUUCCAUCUAAAGUAUAUACAUGCAAAGGUGAAGAAUUUUAGAAGGUGAACUGGAGUUUUAUCCUUCUCCACAAAAAAUCUUAAUCAAUUUCUUUUAGAUCAAAUCAACCAAUAGUAUUGGUUUCCUCCUUUUUCCCACAAACCUUAGUGUUUUCUUAAACCACAAAUAAGCUCCGAUUCAACUAAAGGCGUUUGUAUGUCUAAAUGUCUAAAAACUAUUAUACUUGCCUAUUUCAUUAAAUUUUUUUCUUUCAGCAUUUUCAAAAAUUCAUGGGAUUGUGAGCUAUAUAUUUUCUAAUAAUAGUAUCGAUAUUCUACUAGAAAUAGAGUUGGUGUGGUGAAAAAUUUGCAACUUACAGAAUUGCAACAAAUCAAAAUAAAAAUUUCAGGUGAAGUUCUUGCUUAUUUCAAAGCAUUGUAUUGUAAGAGAAAUAAUCCUCAAUUUACGAGUGCGUUCUUGAAUUUUUUUUUUCAAUGGAGUUCUAAUUAACUGGAAAAAGUUGUCGUGUGUAUUGUUUCUAGCAUAUAAUUGUCGUUUUUAACUGUGGCAAUGAAUGACAAUUAAUUGGUGUUAACUCUUUGGUUUUAUUUUUACUUAACAUAAAUCUUUGGUCAGCCUUUUCGUUUAUUUUCUCCUCCGCCAGGGGCAUAUGAAUUAUACUAAAAAAAUAUGCAACAGAAUUAUAGUUUUUUUAAUUAGAAUUUAUUCCAACUAUUAUCAAUUAAACUGAUACGAUAAAGCUUAUUUAAUACUAUGUACUUUUCCAUUUAAAUUUCUAUUUAACAAUAAUUAAUACUUAGCUCAGCUAUAGAUUAUGCGAAUUGGUAGAGUUCGAGGUGCUUUUUGUCAUCUAAUGCCAAAUGGUGUCGAUAGGGAGUUGAUCGGGACUAUUUGAAGGCUAGUUUAAAACAGGAAUAUUCAAUCCCCUGCAUAUGUUUUUGCUGUCUAGUAGGAUACACCAUUUUGUCAAAUUGAUUCCCCCAUUUAGCGAUUGAAUUUCAUUAAAGUAAUAAUUCAUAUACUUUACAUCAUUGACAUUACCAUCAAUACAAAAUAGAUGUCCAAUUCCUUUCAAGGACAUUCUAAUAACUCUAGUUCGUGUUCCAGUCCUCUUUGUCUAUUUCUCCGUUGAAGUGGUUUAGCUAUUGCUUGUAAAAUUUUUUUUUGUAGAAUCCAUGUCUUCUAAUUCUCCAAAAAACAAGUGUCUUGAAAUUGGUCUUCUAAUUGCGUGGCCCUAUUUUACAAUCUAUUCUCAAGAAGAAGCUCGGCAAUCUUGUCGAUUGGUUACAAAGAAUAACUCAGCAUAAAAAGUUAAAGGAAAAAUGUAAAAAAAUCAAUUUAUUGAAAAUUAUAACCGGUAACCGGUACUAGUCCCUUAAAUUGUGAAAUUUUAUUUCUCACUGUUCCUUGAGGAAUACUGAAAUUACAAAUGAUUUGCAAAGUCCUUUAUUAUUGGCCGCAAAAAGCAAUUUCAUAACUCGUUGGAUAAAUACUUUUCCACGAAUCAUUUUAACUUGUAAAUAAAUUAAAUCACUCAAUAUUAUAAAUGUCUUGGAUGAUUGAGUUUACUUGACAGAACCACAAAAUAAGCCUAGUCGAAUUUGUUGAAUUUAUGAUAAUUAAUUAAAAACCAUAUGACUAACAUUUUGUUGCAUAUUUGUUCUUGCCCAACUUAUACGCGUAGAGGUUCGUAUAAUCUAGAGCUAAGGGAAUAAGUAUAAUCCUUAAGAGCUACAAAGUAAGAAGAAAUCGUAUUCUGUCGCAAAAAAGUUACUCACAUGCGUAAUAUUUUAAAUUUGUAUUGAAAAUAUUAUUUGCAUGUUUAAUAAUAUGUUAAUGGUAUUUUUAUAUUGUUGUAAGUACUGACAUUGCAAUAUUUGUUACACCGAAGUGCCUCAUUAACUAACAUCUAUAUAUUUAGUGUUAAUGUAUACAUAUGGAUAGGUAUGUCUGUAUGUAUAUUUAUACACUGUUUUUUGUCUUACACCAGAAAUUCAUUAUGUUGUUUCUUUUAGCCAUUUGAAAAGCCUUUUUUACUUUACAAUUUAGGGUAUUUUCAUAAUCAGAACAGUCUUAAAACUGAUUUAUUAAAAUUGUUAAUUGAUGCUCAAUUUU